UUCCCAAAAUAUGGGUCAAAAUAAGAUUUGUCACCAAAAAUCAUUCCAUUAGCUCAAACAGAGAGAGUUGUGGCCAAAAUAAGACUCAACUUUACCCCCUAGUGGACGAAAACGUCCUCAACAACGCACAAGGGUUAAGUGUAUUCAGUAAAAAAUAUAUAUACAGUAUAUAUAUAAUGCUCUCAGUACCAAACUUAAUUUACAAUGUUGGUAUUAGUUUGAAUUGGGGCACACUUUUUUUUAAACACUUAGGAAUUAAAAAUUGUUGUAAUUGUAAUUACUGUAUUUAGCAUGGUGGUGUGUAUGUUUGUUUCAGCUCGUGGCGGUAAUCAUGACAAUCCUGAUUCUCUCCAGUUUAAAUGUGAAUAUCAGCCGUUGGCCACAGGACUGAUGUUCAACAACUCUGAAAAGACCAACUGUGAGCAAGAUCUUGACACCUUCCUACUGCAGUUCAGUGCAUAUGCCUCCCAGGAGAGUCCCCAGGUCAUCAAUGACACAGACAUGGUUCUGAAAGAACAUGACUACAGUGGCUGCAGAUAGUGGGGUGGCUGAGAGAGGCCCCCCUUCAACACACAGACAGUGUUAUCCCCACCAAACAAAACCAUGCUAUGGAGACCAUGAAGAUACAAUGAAUUACACUGAGAUCAGGGAGAGAGAGUUUCCCUUGAUCAAUAAAUCAGAGAGGCCAGAGAGAAUCCUCAGCCAGGACAAGCCUUCUACCUCUAGUAAUGCUCAGGAUCUCAAAAUUCAAGGAAAGGGCUCAGCCAGGACCAGCUAUCUCCAAGAACAUGAGAGCAGGAAUGCUCUCCUGGAGCUUGACAACCCUCCUGAAGAUGAGGACGUACUGAGCAACACACCAAUGUCAUCAGUGCCUGCCUUUCAACACAGUGAAAAUGUGCUGGUGUACGUGGCUGUUUACAUUGGCAGUAAAGUGGUGGGAAAAUUUGGUGACAGUAAUGAAUGUCCACUUUUCACUACAGCUGUUUCCACUAUCCCUGAUUUGAGGUACACUUUUUUGAAAGAAAAACUAUACACUGACCUCACUUUGGGGGAGAAAGGCCUAAAAGUGCCCACCACUGAACUGGUAGAUUUCAUCAUAGCCCUGGAGUCAAACUUUAGGAGAAAAAUCAGGUCAGUCAUCCACACAGUUGGUCUGGGAAGGAAGCUAUUUAAUAGCGGCAUGGAGGUGUACAACAGUGAGUGCAGGGAAGUUGUGUGUGUCAAGGAAAAGCGCAAAACACUCUUGUAUACAUGGUGAAGCUAUUUAAUAGAGUCAGAAUCCAUCAUAUAUUACGGACCCAAAAUCGACAACUCUCACAACCCAAACAGAAGCGCAACAGAAAUUUUUUAAAGCUAAGUCAUCUGUAAUUCCGUACAUUAACUCUCUCUUUCUGUAUCAAAUGUAACGUGUUGUUCAAAGUUUUGAUCAGUCAAGAUUAAUUAAGUUAUAAUAA
Molecule: messenger RNA, 1454 nt
Organism: Carassius auratus (goldfish)
Lineage: Eukaryota; Metazoa; Chordata; Actinopteri; Cypriniformes; Cyprinidae
Exons: 3
Coding region: 518-1258 (246 amino acids)
Source: RefSeq, a predicted model, not a curated record